AUGGGCCAGACUAUAGACACAGGUCACAAGCUAGAGUGGCCCCCUCACCCCCACCCUCACCAUAUGGCCUGUACUGGCAUAAGCCUGGGAGCCAUCGUCCUCUGCCUCUUGGCCUGGGCUGGCCAAGCUGCCAGUGACCGGGUAUAUAUCCAUCCCUUCCACCUCCUCACCUUCAACAAGAGCAUCUGUGAGGAGCUGGAGAAAACCCAUGAGGAGGGACCUCCAGAGCUGAAUGUUACACCUGUUCCAAUCCAAGUCAAGUCACCCCCUGUGGAUGAAAAGGCCCUGUGGAUCCAGCUGGCUUCUGCAGUGGAGAAUCUGGGGAAAGAAGACAGGCUGAAGGCCCUGGGAGUCGGAAUACUGAUCAACUUGAAGGGCCUCCACAUGUACAGCAGGCUGAGCAAGACAUGGAACAAGAGUCACGUCUUCUCCCCAGUUGCUUACUUUGGUACCCUGGCUUCUUUCUAUCUGGGAGCCUUGGACCCCACAGCCAGCAAAUUGCAGGCAUUCCUGGGGGUUCCUGCAGAGGACCAAAGCUGCACCUCUCGUCUGGAUGGACACAAGCUCUUCUCCAUCCUGCAGACAAUCCAGGGCUGUCUCGUGUCCAAGGGCAAGGAGCAUGACAAUGCCCAGCUUUUCCUGACAACAGUUAUGGGCCUAUUCACAGCUCCUGAUCUGCAAGUGAAAGAGUCAUUCGUGCAGGGCCUGGCACCCUUUGCCUCAGUCACUCUUCUCAGGUCUCUAGACUUGUCCAACCCGGAUCUUGCUGCUGAGAAAAUCACGAGCUUCAUCCAGGCUGUGACAGGGUGGAAAAUGAGCCCACCCCUAGCAGGGUUCAGCCCAGACAGCACCCUGCUUUUCAACACCCUUGUCCACUUCCAAGGUGUGAUGAAGGGUUUCUCCCUGCUGCCAGAGCCCCAGGAGUUCUGGGUGGACAGCAACACCACCGUAUCCGUGCCUAUGCUCUCAGGCAUUGGCACCUUCCAGCACUGGGAUGUUGCCAGGUACGGCUUCUCAGUGACCCGUGUGCCCCUCAGCGAGUACACCUACCUGCUGCUGAUCCAGCCCAAGAACCCUUCCGACCUGAAGAAGGUGGAGACCUACACUUUCCAGACUGACUUCUUGAACCGCAAGAAGAAUUUGGCUCCUCGGGCUGUGCACCUGACCAUGCCACAGCUGAUGCUGGAGGACAGCUACGACCUGCAGGACCUGCUCACCCAGGCCAGGCUUCCCACUCUGCUGGACUCUGGGGCACAACUGGGCAAAAUAAGUGACACCAAGCUCAUACUUGGAAAGGCACUGACCAGCAUCCUUUUUGAACUCAAAGCAAGCCAGCGACCCCCAGAGGCAAGCCAGCAGCCCAGCAUGCCAAAGGCUUUGGAAGUGACUCUCAACCACCCCUUCCUGUUUGCAAUCUGUGAGCAGCGGGCAGCCACUAUCCACAUGCUGGGCCGUGUGAUCAACCCUCAGCACAGGGUGUGA
Messenger RNA from Elephantulus edwardii (Cape elephant shrew), 1482 nucleotides. RefSeq names its product angiotensinogen-like. Gene Ontology annotation, molecular function: serine-type endopeptidase inhibitor activity. Lineage: Eukaryota; Metazoa; Chordata; Mammalia; Macroscelidea; Macroscelididae. The coding region runs from base 1 to 1482 and encodes 493 amino acids. Gene Ontology annotation, biological process: regulation of systemic arterial blood pressure by renin-angiotensin. The transcript is spliced from 6 exons. The record is from RefSeq and is a predicted model, not a curated record.